This is a messenger RNA of Hippocampus comes (tiger tail seahorse), 749 nucleotides long. Its product is annotated as complement C1q-like protein 4. The transcript has 2 exons. Gene Ontology annotation, molecular function: protein binding. The record is from RefSeq and is a predicted model, not a curated record. The coding region runs from base 198 to 749 and encodes 183 amino acids. Lineage: Eukaryota; Metazoa; Chordata; Actinopteri; Syngnathiformes; Syngnathidae.
AGCAAAGGUCUGCCUCGACAUUACCAGUCCCGCACACAAGCACACACGCUUGCAAUAUUGCUUUGGUGACGUUCCUCCCAGAGUUCAGCCUGGCCGGCACAACCAUUCCGGCCAAGGGGGAGGAGGACUUCCUCACGCUGGCCGCCUCCCGCCUCAGCCGCAAGAAGCGCGUGAUUGGGGCUGGAGUCGGCGUGGCCAUGGUCCUGGUACUGCUGGUGGCCAUCCCCCUACUGGUCCACACCACCAAAGGUGGCGCAUCCGGAGGGGGCACGCAUUACGAGAUGCUGGGGAGCUGCAAGAUGGUGUGCGACACUUUCACCCCACCUCAAGGAGAGCUGACAGGCUCCUCCCCUCAACCCCCAGACUUGGCAAACCGUAGGGGCAAACAGGGUUUUAGAGGAAACCCAGGACUUCCUGGUCCCCCGGGCCCUAAAGGUCCCCCCGGAGAGCCUGGGAAACCCGGUCCACCUGGGCCGCCGGGACCUGGGCCUGGUGGCUACGGCCCUUCCUUGUACACCCCCAAGAUCGCAUUCUAUGCCGGCCUGCGGAAACAACACGAAGGGAGUGAGGUUCUGAAGUUUGAUGACGUGGUGACCAAUGUGGGGAACUACUAUGAGCCCACUACGGGCAAGUUCACCUGCCCUCUGCCCGGCAUCUACUACUUCACCUACCACGUCCUGAUGAGAGGAGGGGAUGGAACGAGCAUGUGGGCUGACCUCAAGAAGAACGGGCUGAGAUCAAAUUUAUGA